AUGAGGCCACCAUCCCUUCUCCUCAAGCUACUGCGUAAACGCCUCCGCAUGCCUGAACCACUGGCCAUGGUUGAUGUUCCCCUGGCUACUGAGGCUAUUCAUGCAGCACUCUGUCCUGGCCUCUCCCCUGGUGUGUUUACUCAGCUGCUCACGCUAGGCAUGAGGCUUGGAGCACCACAAGAAGUCACUGUGAAUGCAUUGGCUCACCUGCCCGACUCGCUAACCUUUAGAGACCAGACUGAGCUCAUUCGACAGCUCAUGUUGGAGGGGAUGCAACCACAUGCUAAGAGAAUCCUUCCGAGUGCGGUCGAAUGUGUAUCCUACCUUGAUGCCCCAAAAGAUAUUCUCUGUAUACUCUCCGCAUUAACGAAGUGCAAUGAUGAUGAUGAUGCGGCAGUUGAUCAUUUCCUGUGGCUCCUGAUCGAGCGGGGAAUACUCGUGAGAUGGGAUGUCCCAGCGCUAUGCAAGAUGAUUGCUCUCUCUGGUCCAAGACAGCACAUUCGAAGCGUCGCUCAAAUGCUUAUAGUGGCUUACCUUGACAAUACUUCGCUUGAUGAGCAGGAUGGAACUCUAGAUCUCCUCGUCCUCCGCACUCUAGCGGAUAUCAAGGCCAUAGGAGGUGCCUACUCCCUGUACGUUCCCCAAGAUGGUGAAUUCAUGGUUCAAGUAUACUGCAUCGGAGCUGAUGAAGUUGGCCAGUGCAGCACAUGCCUUCGCGACAUUGGCUCCAUCCAAUCUGCUCGAAUGGAGGAUUCCUCAGCUCGCCGACCUCCUCUCCAAUAUCACAAUUUCAAGCCUAUCCAUCCGACCCACAUCUCGAAGCCUGGCGAUGCUGCUCUGGUCGAUCUCACGGCUCGCAGCUCUCACAGCAUCUAA
Perkinsus marinus ATCC 50983 is the source of this 876-nucleotide messenger RNA. RefSeq lists its product as hypothetical. NCBI's taxonomy places the organism in Eukaryota, Perkinsozoa, Perkinsida, Perkinsidae. The record is from RefSeq and is a predicted model, not a curated record. The coding region runs from base 1 to 876 and encodes 291 amino acids. The transcript has 4 exons.